GGUGUACUGACCUGUAGACACCACAUCUGUCUCUGUCCAGUGGUGUACUGACCUGUAGACACCACAUCUGUCUCUCUGUCCAGUGGUGUACUGUAUCCUACUCUGUUUGUUCAUGGUUUUUAAUGACAGUGUUUGGCAGGUUAUUAUCCACUUGCCUGUGAGGGUUGUUCUUGUUUCAACCUGCAGACUGUGUGUUUGAGCUCCUCAUUGAUCUCUGAAUCUAUUAGCCUUUAUUUUUAACCCUAAUUGUUGUAAUGAAUAUCAUUUAUUUGCUAUAAUACGUCUUACUAAUUCUGUUUUCAAUGGCUUGUAUUGAUCCCGGCUCCGUCCGGCUCCAGGGGUAGUUUGGAGGCUGUAGGUGAAUGAUAAUGUUUUGCAGACUGGUGAUGUACAUUGAAAGAGACAUCAGGCAGGCCACGCCAGGGAAGGAGCUACAAAGCAGCAAUGAAUACCUGUCAAAAUGCCUCCAUCUGCUCAUCCGUCACGUCGUGCUGCAGCUGCCAGCCAUUCUGGAUGACAUGCUGUCCGCGCUGGGCAGUAUAGUGGGCAGGAAGCAUCCCUCCACUGUUCAGGCCAAGCAGCUGAAACAGAGUGUACCUAUGAUGACUGUGGUGCUCCACCUCCUCACCUCUCAGAUAUUCAGGCCACAGGUUGUGACUGAGGAGUUUCUCUUCAAAUUUGGAGCACUGCUGAGUCACAUAACAUCUAUUGAUGCCAGUGAGACCAGUUUGGGCAGUGCAAUAGGACAAGCAGGUUCAGAGGAGCUGAUCAGGAACACUCUGUCAGCUGUGGAGGCCAUCACCCAGCACCCAGCCCUGCUGACGCCCCAUCACUGUCCUGUUGUUGAUUGCAUUCUUCCUCCACUGACUUCUCUUGCCUUCAGUAAAAAUGUGGAGUGGCGUAUCGUCAGCUUGCGUGUUCUGUCAGAGAUCACACUGCUGCUGCUGAGCCAAGAGGCCGUGGAGGAGGGAGAGGGGAGAGAGAGAGAUUGCAACUCUUCAACUGGCAGACUACUGACUCUCAUUACAGAAGCCCUUCUUCCACAGUAUGAAUCUCUCCUGUUGGAGCCAGACCCAAUCCCAGUCUACGCUCUCAAGCUGCUGGUGGCCCUCACAGAACACAGCAGCCCCGUCAACAGCCUGGUCAGAGACAGCAGGAUCCUACCUGUUGUCUUUCAAGUCAUGGCGGAGCACCAGGACAAUAUCCUGGGUGGAACCAUGCAGAAGGCCAUGGCUCUCCUCAGCAACCUGACUGGACAGAAAGACGUGGAUCUACAACCCUUCUACCAACAAGGUCUGGUGGAGGUGGUCUGCAGUGUCUUCAGCGAGGCAGCUGGCCUGUACGUGGAGAGAGAGGAGAGGCCUGGGAGAAAGAGUAGCCAUGAUCUCCUGUUGUCUCUACUGGACACUCUGCACAAUGUACUGACCAGCACAUCCAGAGUGGUGCGCAUUGCACUCCAGGGAGCUGAGUCCCAGGGAGAGACCCAGGCUGCAGAGGACCUCCUGCUCAUCAACAAACCUCUGACACAACUCACAUCCCUGCUCAUUCAGAUGCUGCCGUGUGAGGAUGUGGAGGUGUAUGAGGAGACCAGUCAGUGCCUGUCCCUGCUGAUGCAGCUGUAUGGAGGGGACAGCCCUGACUCCCUCAGCCCCCUGAACCUCCAGAGCCUCAGCCACGCGCUGCAGCUCCAGACCCAGCCUAAACAACACAGACUACUGCUCCGUAUCAUCAAACGCCUGCCUGUUGCCUUCCACAGCAGGAAUCCCUAG
This is a messenger RNA of Oncorhynchus nerka (sockeye salmon), 1769 nucleotides long. Its product is annotated as serine/threonine-protein kinase ULK4-like. The record is from RefSeq and is a predicted model, not a curated record. NCBI's taxonomy places the organism in Eukaryota, Metazoa, Chordata, Actinopteri, Salmoniformes, Salmonidae. The transcript has 14 exons. The coding region runs from base 363 to 1769 and encodes 468 amino acids.